AUGCCAGAAACAGUACGAACAGCCUUCGCAGACGAACCCCGUCCCCUCCUCUCCUACGGUAUUCCCUUCCCCUCCGCCGCAGCCCGCCAUGUCCCCGGUCUCUUCAAUGCCUCGCGCGUCUACAUCAUCUGCUCAGGGUCAUUGGCUCGCAACACAGACUCCCUAGAGAAAUUGAAGAGUACCCUAGGCGAGGAUAAGGUUGUUGGUGUGCGAAUCGGGAUGAAGAGCCACACGCUGUGGUCAGAGGUAUUUGAGAUCGUGCAAGAUGCGAAACGAGUCGGCGCGGAUCUACUGCUCACAUUGGGAGCGGGGAGUUUAACGGAUGGUGCUAAGAUUAUAGCAUUGGCCCUCGCAAACAACAUCCAAAAAGCCUCCGACCUCCUCAACCUAACCGCAACCAGCCCUAACAAAAGCUCCAUCCACCCACCCACAGUCCCCAUAGUCUCAAUCCCAACCUCCCUCUCCGCAGGCGAAUACUCCAACUUCGCCGGCGGCACUGACGACAUCACACCGGGCAGCAACAGAAAACACUCCUUCAGCUACCCAACACAAGGACCGCAGCUGAUUAUCCUCGACCCGGAACUUACAUCUACAACGCCGGAUUCGAUCUGGUUGAGUACGGGUAUUCGUGCUGUGGAUCACUGCGUUGAGACGUUGUGCGCUUUGCGCGGUGAGAAUGGGACGGAUACGUUGGAUGCGAUGGCGAGACAUGCGCUUGGUUUGCUGGUGCCGGGGUUGGUGAAGUGUAAGCGUGACGCGAAAGAUCUGGACGCGAGAUUGCAGUGUCAGCUGGGGUCUGUGGAUGCCAUGGCUGCUUGUGCGAGUGGGAGUAUUCAGUUGGGUGCUAGCCAUGGAAUUGGACAUCAGCUUGGGCCGUUGGGUGUUGGGCAUGGAGAAACAAGCUGUAUACUUUUACCAGCUGUGUGUAAAUUCAAUGCCGCGCAUAACGCCAACAAUGACCGCCAGGAUCUUGUGCGGCAGUUCCUCCUUCAUGACGAUAUUGUCAAGGACGUGCUGAGCCGUCGUGGUGUUGAUGAGGACAAGGCUGGUUUGGGCGAUGUGUUGGAUGCUAUCAUUCGGGGACUGGGACUGCCUCGGAGCUUGAAGGAUGUCGGGGUUGGACGGGAGCAGUUGGAUGGGUUGGCGGAGAACAGUCUACACGACCGGUGGUGUGUGUCCAACCCCGUGCCGUUGAAGGAGAAGGGGCAGGUAUUGGAAAUUUUGGAAAAGGUUGUAUAGCUAUAGUGAAGUUUAUUUGGACAUAUUCGGUACAGUACAGGGCAGAGACUAGCUAUCCUUGUACAGCUUGUAUAGCACCUAAUUAUGCUCAUACUCCUCAAUCAUAAGCAUCUGUCUAUACGCCCGUUCAGCAACACCCCUAGCCCUGGCCUUCUGCACAAACCGCUUAUCCGACAUGACAAACCCAAACAGUCUCAUCCACUCCCUCCAACGCCCC
Aspergillus glaucus CBS 516.65 is the source of this 1456-nucleotide messenger RNA. RefSeq names its product iron-containing alcohol dehydrogenase. Gene Ontology annotation, molecular function: alcohol dehydrogenase (NAD+) activity; metal ion binding. Gene Ontology annotation, cellular component: mitochondrion. The coding region runs from base 1 to 1239 and encodes 412 amino acids. The transcript is spliced from 2 exons. The record is from RefSeq and is a predicted model, not a curated record. Lineage: Eukaryota; Fungi; Ascomycota; Eurotiomycetes; Eurotiales; Aspergillaceae.